Trichoderma asperellum CBS 433.97 is the source of this 165-nucleotide messenger RNA. The record is from RefSeq and is a predicted model, not a curated record. NCBI's taxonomy places the organism in Eukaryota, Fungi, Ascomycota, Sordariomycetes, Hypocreales, Hypocreaceae.
AUGCAGGGAGAAGCAGACGGCUGGGCCAAUCUUUGCCACUUGUCCCCCUCCUCUAUCUGGUCCCAUGCGACCUUGAUCGUCGAUGCUACGGCCCGGUUUGGCGUAGCAAGAGGCGCCAUGGUCCCUAAAGACCCUCUUCCCAAGGCGCCGUUCCUGGACCCGUAG